AUGCUGCACGAGGAAGACAAAGCCUUGGAGCCCUUGAUGCGGGUCGUGCACUCCACCGGAGGCCUGGAGGUUGGAGACCAGCUGUCUGCCAUCCUCGUGGCCAUGCAGCUCCUUCGGAAGAAGAGCCGCUGGGGCCAGAUCGUGCAAGCAGGUGGUCAUGCGGAGCUCCCUGACCACCCGUGA
Molecule: messenger RNA, 183 nt
Organism: Symbiodinium sp. CCMP2592
Lineage: Eukaryota; Dinophyceae; Suessiales; Symbiodiniaceae
Source: the annotation of a GenBank genome assembly